AUGGCGACCAUUUACAUCGACGAAGACAUCGGCAAGGACGAGGUCUCCCAGACCGGAACCGAAGAAUCGCCCUACAAGUCCCUGCAAUUUGCCUACCUGCAACGCCCUGCAGAGGCCCAAUAUCUGACUCGCAAGUCCCAGAACACCGAAGAUGAGGCAGCAAAGGAGUGGAAGCCUGUCGCAAAGGCGGCCCUGAAGAAGGCUGUCAACUACUUUGACGUGCAGAAGAAGAAGGCCGCCAAGGAACAGGAGCUGGUCAUUAGGCGAAAGAAGGAGGAGGAGGAGCGAGCCAAGGCUUUGGAAGCGGCCAAGGCCAUUGUCAUCACAGAGGAUCCCAGCCUCCCUGCUGCCGUUCGAAUUGGCCUGGACGAGGUUGGCGACCACAUCAAGCUGCGUAAGCUGGACGACACCGAGAGCAAGGGAACCCGCGUGCGUGUCUUUGGUCGCGUGCAUCGCGAGCGCAAGCAGAAGGAUGUCAUGUUUGUCACUUUGAGAGACGGCUACGGCUUCAUGCAGGUGGUUAUUUCCGGUCAGCUGGCAAAGACUUACGACGCCGUCACCCUUACUCGUGAGACGUCCAUGGAGAUUCUGGGAGAGAUGCGAGAAGUCCCCGCCGGUGCUCGCGCCCCCCUCAACCGCGAACUACACGCCGACUUCUUCAAGAUUCCCAAGCACUGGAAGGCCCCCGGUGGUGAUGAUGCCAUUACCAACAGAGUCCAGGCAGAUGCCGAACAGGCCAUGCUUCUCGACCAACGACACCUUACACUUCGAGGAGAGGUCGCUUCUGGCGUCAUGAUUGUGCGCGAUGCUGUCGAGUGGGCCUUCAACCAGGCCUACAAGGAGCUCAGAUUCCGCAAAGUUAGCCCCCCGGCCCUCGUCCAGACUCAGGUCGAAGGUGGUGCGACUCUGUUCAAGUUUGACUACUAUGGCGAAGAUGCCUUCCUCACACAGUCUUCUCAGCUCUACCUGGAGACCUGCUUGCCUUCAAUGGGCCAUGUUUACUGUAUCGAGAAGUCUUUCCGAGCCGAAAAGUCUCUGACUCGACGACACUUGUCAGAAUUCACACACGUCGAAGCCGAGCUUGACUUCAUUACGUUCGACGACCUACUGUCACACAUUGAGCACAUCAUGUGCCGUGUGCUCGAAAUCGUCAUGGCAGACCCUGUCGUUGCGGACAAGAUCAAGACUAUGAACCCCGAUUUCAAGCUGCCCGAGAGGCCAUUCAUGAGAAUGAAGUACUCCGAGGCCAUCGAUUGGCUUGUGAAACACGACAUCCCCAACGAAGAGGGCCAACCUCAUGCUUUUGGUGACGAUAUCGCCGAGGCUGCGGAGCGCCGCAUGACCGACAUCAUCAACAGGCCCAUCUUCCUCACCCACUUCCCUGCUGAGAUCAAGUCUUUCUACAUGUCAAAAGCUCCUGAGGAUGCGCGCGUUACCGAGAGUGUUGACUGUCUGAUGCCCGGUGUUGGUGAGAUUGUUGGUGGUUCCAUGAGAAUGGACGACUACGAGGAGUUGAUGGCCGCUUACAAGCGUGAGGGCAUCGACCCCGAGGCCUACUACUGGUACACUGACCAGAGAAAGUAUGGCAGCUCUCCCCACGGAGGCUACGGUUUGGGACUGGAGCGUUUCCUUGCUUGGCUUUGCAAGCAGCACACUGUUAGAGAUUGCUGCUUGUAUCCUCGUUACAUGCACCGCUGCAAGCCUUAG
Trichoderma gamsii is the source of this 1707-nucleotide messenger RNA. Its product is annotated as asparaginyl-tRNA synthetase. The record is from RefSeq and is a predicted model, not a curated record. Gene Ontology annotation, cellular component: cytoplasm. The coding region runs from base 1 to 1707 and encodes 568 amino acids. Lineage: Eukaryota; Fungi; Ascomycota; Sordariomycetes; Hypocreales; Hypocreaceae. Gene Ontology annotation, biological process: asparaginyl-tRNA aminoacylation. The transcript is spliced from 2 exons. Gene Ontology annotation, molecular function: ATP binding; asparagine-tRNA ligase activity; nucleic acid binding.